UAUCCUAGUAAAUGUAAAGUAGAUAGAUCCUCAGAUCGUUAUUCAGUAACAAGAGACCAAUACAACUAAUUCACAUUUAACAGAAUAUUUAAUAGGCUAAGAUCAUCUAUCAAAAAUGAACAUCAUGAGACAUAAAUUAAUAAGUUCAAGGUGGAAGUAUAUGGUUAUUAUUUCAAGUUUUUUCUUGACAUUAAAUACUGUGGUAUUUGGAGUGCCAUUAAGUAUGUCAUAUUCAAAUCAAGAAAAUAUAAGAAAUGAACAUUUUGCACACGAAAAAGAAUAUGAUAAAAAAUUAGCAGACUCUAGCUGUAUUGUCAAUGGUUCAAAAUAUGGGGAAGGGGAAUAUACACCAGGAGCAGGUCCAUGUGAGGAAUGUAUUUGCCAUCCACCAAAUGUUGUUUGUUCAAUGAUGAAAUGUCCAAUAAAUACUGGUUGCAUUACAAUUCAAUUACCAAAUAAAUGCUGCCCAAAGUACAAAUGUGAUUGUGAACAUAAAGGUAAACAAUAUAAUAAUGGAGAAAAAAUUAAUAAAUCCGAUGAAUCAGCUUGUAGAGUGUGUUUUUGUAACGGCGGAGAAAUAGUAUGUACGUCUAUUGUAUGUUAUACUAGAAAUGAUUGCCAAGGAUAUUAUUUACCAGGAGAUUGUUGUCCUAAAUAUGAUAAUUGCUCGUCAACUUCAAUAGAACAAAAACAAAAAGAAUCAAUCACUUCUAAGAAAUCAAAUGGUAGAAAAAUUGAUAACUGGUCAGAUACUACAGAACAUAAUUUUAACGAGGAGGGUAUUUGGAAAAGAGAUACAGCAAAAAGUCAAAAUCAAGAAUUGACUACAGUUCCUAUAACAUUUCAAGACCCUGAAACAGUAAUUAGGGACAUAAACACAUCAUUACCUUAUUUUGAAGAAUUGGAUGCUUCAACAGCAAAUUCAAUGCUAGAUAAAAAUAUUACUUUUGAUGAAUCAGAUAUCGAAAUUAAUAAUUUAGUAACUGUGGGUGAUAUUAAUGAAAGUUCUAAGACUUCAUUUUUAGGUUUUGAAAUUGAUAAUUUAACAACAUACGGAGAAACCACUGAUACUAGCUAUAUAACAAACAAUACAACUUCAGAAAUUAUACCUCAAUUUGAAGAAUUAUUUGAUACUACAACAGAUAUCGACAAUUCAGUGAUAAUAACAGAUCAAAAUGGUACUGAAACUAUUAUAGGAUUAACAGAGGAACCAGUUACUGAAGAAAUGAUUAAUUCAGUACCUAGAACAAGUAGUACACAGGUUGAAAUUUUUAAUCCAAAUGAUUUAAUGUUAGACACAGGAAAACCAAUGAUUGAACUUUCUACUAUGACUUCUGAAAUAGAUAUAACAACUGAAAUGGAUUAUGAAGGGUCGAGAGAAGCAACUACACCAAGAGCACCUGAUAAAUCAACAGUUGGCACACCUCAUAAAUUAGUUAUGAACACACUUCAAAAAACUAUUGAGGAUGAAAUGAAUACAGAAAAUACAUUUACAGAUUUAGAAGAUACCACAGAUAUGUUUGGACCCAACUUUGGCUAUAAAACACAAACACAUCAAACCCCAUUUGAUUCAAAUUCAGAUAGUACACACACAAAAAAAAAUACCUAUACAACAACAUUUUUACCAACCAUAUUAACAACUUCAAAAAUUAUAAAAGAAAUAACUACUAAACAUUCCCAAAAUGAAUUAUUCAAUCAAUCAUUUACCAAUUCAAAUAUCAAAAACAUUAAAAAUAAUACUUCAGAAAACAUAGAAUAUGAUCCAGAAAAUAUAACUAUUAAUACAAAUAAAUCGACUGAAAUGUACAAUGACACUAGUAUUCUGGAAUUAGAAACAGAAAAUACUACUUCUUGUGUAAAUAGUAGUUGUACCAAUUCUUCAAAACUAAAUGAUGAACUAUUCGACUUUCAAUCAGAGUCAACAACUCCUUUUAUUAUUGAAACAAAAUUAUUACCAAGUCAAGACUCUCUUCGUUCAGUAAUUAAAAAAAUUACAUAUCCUAAAGAAUAUCCUGAUGAAUUUGAAACAAUUCAAAAUGGACCAUCUUUAACUAUAACAAAAAGAACGUACACAAGUAUUCCAGACAUAGUUUAUACAACAACAACAAUGGUUACAUUACCAACUUUAGAACUAAUUUAUAAAGCUGAUAAAGAAAUCGAAAAAUAUUUAUCUGAAAUUCAAUCGACAACUAUAAAACCAAGUAAUAGUUUACGCCCACUUCAAAACAUAUCACUUUUAAAUCCAACUUAAGACUAAUUUAAUACUUAGAAUGGUUAUAUGAUGGCAUUAAAAAUUGUUUGAAAUCUAUGAAUACUCAUUUUCUUACUAGUGAUUUGAAUCAUUUUAUUUACCAUUUUAAAUAUAAGUAUCUAAGGAUCUAAAACUGUCUUAAUGCUAUAAUAUAAUCAUUCUAAUUGUAAACCUUCUUCAUUAAAAAUGUAUGUUAUGAAUGUUCUUGAAAUAUAUUAUAGUAUGAACUGUAUGAACUACUUAUUAAAAAUAUAUCUAUUAUAGAUGAAUCAUGUA
Messenger RNA from Aphis gossypii (cotton aphid), 2527 nucleotides. RefSeq lists its product as uncharacterized. Gene Ontology annotation, biological process: negative regulation of BMP signaling pathway. Bases 116 to 2251 code for a protein of 711 amino acids. Gene Ontology annotation, cellular component: AMPA glutamate receptor complex. The record is from RefSeq and is a predicted model, not a curated record. Gene Ontology annotation, molecular function: protein binding. Lineage: Eukaryota; Metazoa; Arthropoda; Insecta; Hemiptera; Aphididae. The transcript is spliced from 6 exons.